GUUUUUCACAAUGUUUCUUUUUAUAGACUUAUGAUGGCAUGAAUUGUAAUUCAAAAGGCGAUCUGCUGCUGUGUCCUUACGAAACCAUUUAACAUCAAUGCUAUUAUCAUUCCCAUUACGGGUCAAUGUAGUGUCAAGAAAAUUGAUCUUCUUAUUCUCUUCGUAUUCCAAAGUGAAUUUUAUAGUUCCUUUUUUUUCCGUUCAACUUCUCAACGUAGUCUUCCAAUUCAUUUUUACUCAUUUUUGUUAGAAUCAGGACAUCAUCCACGUAUCUAAAGAACUUUGAUGAUGCAUUUACUUCAUGCAGAUUUUUCUUAAUGUAAUCAUCCAUGUACAGAUCACUAAGUAAAGGUGAAAGACAAUUACCCAUGGCAAGUCCUGACUUCUGCUUGAAAAAUCUUUUGCUGAAUUCAAAAUAACUGUUCGAUAAGGCAAUUUGUAUCAUUUUCUUAACAUCUGAUUUCGUAAAAGAACAGUUCUUGAAAGCUGUCGACUGGUCUAAUCUGUUUAUAAUAAUAUCAAUAGCUCGUGUUACUGGAAUAUUAUUGAACAUGUCAGACACAUCUAAGCUAGCUAAUCUUUCGUCAGAUUCCAACUUCACUUUUGUUAUUCUUUCAACAAAAAUUUUGGUGUUUAAAAUACUAUUAUCGAUAACUGAUCUUAAUUCUUUGAUGAGUGAGAAAGCGAGCUGAGAGAGUGGUGAGGUGAUGGUAUUUCGACUACAUGUUAUUAUUCUCAUCGCUUGAUCAGGUUUAUGUAACUUGGGUUGACCUCUAACAUAGGGUAAAUCAUCAAUAGACGUAAGGUUUUUAUGUUGACCUUGACUGAUUUUGUUAUUUUCAAAUAAUUUCUGACUGAAAGAUGAAAUCACCUUUAUUUUCUCAGUUGGAUUACUAACUUCGGUGUAGAUUCUCGUAUCUUCAAGCUUUUCUUCAAUUUUAGAUAUAUAAUCGUCCUUGUUUAAUAUCACUAUCUUGCCACCUUUAUCUGCAGAAAUUAUCACUAUGUCCUCGACGUUUUUAAGUUCUUUCAACAUUUUCUGUUCAAACGGUGUUAAAUUAUUCCUUUUUGGUCUUUUCCAUUUUUGAACAAAUUCAGAGAUUUCAGAAAUUGCUAGCUGUUUCACAAUUUUUGGAGUUGAGUAGACGGAUGUUUCCACAUUACUAAUAAUAUCAACUAGGUCAAUCGUUUUGGGAGUAGGCACAAACUUAAGACCUUUUUCUAAUACUUUUAAUUGUUGUUCAGAGAAAGUUUUGUUCGAAUUAUUCACAACGUAAGAAUUUUUCUUAUUUCGUAUAUUAUCCAAAAUGUUGCCGUUAUUUAAAGAUUUAGCGCACCUUGAACGACGUAUCGGUUGAUUAAGUAAGUAGGCAAGUUUCUUAUCGUGUUUUGAUUUUGAAAUUUCUCUAAUCAUAUCUAAGCAAUCUACCCAAUCGCCUUUCUUUUUUAAAACGAUAAUAGCAUUCUAAUCUAAUUUAACAGUGACACAAACAUUUAAGAACCGAGUCAUGAUGAACACAGUUAGAAAAUAUCGACUUUGUAUGAGAAAAAUAUCUUGAUGCUGAAUGGAAUUGGAACAUGAAAUACCUUUUACUCACUGUAAUCGAAUGAAUAUUUUAUUCUUUUAAACACACAUGAGUCAGGCACUUUAACUCGCUCUGUUUCUUAUUCUGAUGAAAGUGAAACAAACCCAAAAAUGGUAUGUUAUCUUUUCAUUCAAUACCUUUGUAAAUUGAAUUUCUGCAUCUAUUUACAUAACUGGAACAGACGAUAUUCUCAAUGACUUAUUCUUAUCACAACGGUGAAAACAAGUGACGCUAAUGAAAUAUUUUUAAAGAUUUGUCGUCAGGGUUCACUCUCGAAAGCAACAAUGCCGAGCAUACUCAAAGAAGUCAAAAAUAUAGCAAAUCAAUUUUCCAGAAAAACUUAUUGUUGUGAGUUUCUCUGCUAAUGGGUAGCGACCGUAAACUAUGCGAAAAUCCAAACUGUAAAAAUUUUCAUGUAAUCAAUCUAGACACUCUAGCAGUAUUUGAUGGCGACAUGCAUUUUUUUCUUAAAACUGUUGUUGCUCAGAACAUUCAAGAGAUCGAUCAUUAUUCAAAUAAAAACUUCCAUUUUUGAUAAUGAUAUUGUCGAUUCUGCGAGAUAUCGAGAGUUACUAAAACGGCAACAGAAUCGUCCGUUUAUUAGUCUAAUCGUUCACCUGGGAAACGGACUGUUGCUCGCGAGGACAGUUGCUCGCGGACAGUUGCUCGUAUGGACUGAUGCUCGUUUGGACAGAUCCUCAUCGGACACUUGCUCACCGAAUACUUUAAAUAAGAACAAUAACGUAGUUUAUGAAAUGUAUUCAAACUAAUUAAUCAACCAAUCGACAACUUAGUGUUAUAUAGGAACCCUAAAAUUGUUUAUAAAACAGGUUCAAACUAAUUAUUUCUUAUAUUGAAUAAUUUUUGUACACUUAGUAUAAUAUCUGCGGAAUUUUGGGAAGAGUACAAAUUACAAAGAAUUUUUAGACAAGGUACCAUAACCUUAUAUUCACCGUUCAAAAUGUCUAUCACUGUUUCUUAAACGUCUAAAAACGCUCCGUUACUUCUUUACAAUGGUUUUUCAUAUAUUGUCGAUCGAAAGAAUGAAGAAAAAAUUUAUUGGAAAUGUGAAUUUCAAAAAAAAUUUUCAUGUCAUGCACGUCUUCAUACAGAUUUAAACAAUGUUAUCAUUAAAGUGGUUGGUGAACACGAAAAUCAUGCUGGCAAUCCACGUUCAGAAUAGUAAGAAAAUUUUAUGAAAAUUUAAAACAAGAAACUGCACAUAACCAUACAAAUCCACACAAUAUUUUGACACAAAAUUAUAUUGGUGUUCCCGACGAGAUUCGCGUAAUCUUACCUACUAACGCAAAUUUGAAACGAGAUAUUCGUCGAUGGCGUCAAGAUGAUAACCCCACUACAAUUCCAACAGAUAAAAAUUUUAAAUCCAUUCCAGACAAAUAUCAGAGAACAACGCGUGGUACAGGUUUUUUACGCAAAGACACUGGUCCUAGUGAAGAUCACAUACUCUACGACUUCAUGACAGCUAUUGGACGUUUACUGUCGCUAUAA
Messenger RNA from Didymodactylos carnosus, 3095 nucleotides. The record is from the annotation of a GenBank genome assembly. Lineage: Eukaryota; Metazoa; Rotifera; Eurotatoria; Philodinida; Philodinidae.